AUGUCCGAACGGCAGCGCGUGCGCUUGCGCGAGGAGAUCAAGGAUGGUGUCCUGUUGCUGGGCAAGGGCUUUCGGAGCCGCCUGCACGUGCCGGAAGGCGCGACGCAAGGCCCCCAGCUCUUGGCGCUGGAGCCGGUGCUGGAUGACGAGCACGAGCGGCCCCACCAGCAGUACAGGGCCCACUUGCAGCUGCGACAGGAGCAGGGCAUUCACGCCUGGAGCACGGAGCCCUUCACGCUCGAUGAGCUUCUGAGAAUCGUGGUCAGGACUCGUGCGGCCUCCGCAAAGCAAUGGUGCCUGGCGGACCGACAGUGGCGCGCCGUUUUCCACGACCACACCGCCACGUUCUCGGACUUCUGCUGGACGCUGGCGAAGGUGGCCCUCUGCGCCGCAGGGCGCCCCGAGUGCCCCGAGUUUCGGCCGGGUACAUGCCCAGCGAUUCACUUGGGGAACCUGACGUAA
Molecule: messenger RNA, 462 nt
Organism: Effrenium voratum
Lineage: Eukaryota; Dinophyceae; Suessiales; Symbiodiniaceae
Source: the annotation of a GenBank genome assembly